UACAAAUUAAAUCUCAUAAUUACUUACCCAAUUUAACGUUAUGACUGCACUUGAUAUAAAAUUAUUACUUGAAAAUCGUUUGUUGGGCCCAUUGCCUAUUGUGUAGAGGGCCCAUUAUAACAAAAAUUGUUUUCAAUUGUAUGACCGAUAUAAUAUGAAGUAUGAACAUCUUGACUCUUGUAGGUAUAUGGUUGUAAUUCGAUCAUUUAAUUUAAAUUUUAAACAUCUUUUAGUAUCCGCCAUCCACUGCAAUAUUGCGAUGAUAAAAAUUCCUUACAUCUAAAAUUAAAAAAAACUUGUUUAAAAAUCGGUAGAUUAAAGAUUCAAUUAUAUUUGGUGGUAAAUAUUAAAUAAACUAUUUUAAAGAAGUUAUAAAGUCUCGAUAGUCUCCUUGUCCUAACAUUGUAAAAUGUAAACUCGAAGCAAUUCUUCAUCUUUCAUAUUAUAAAGUUGUAAGUAACUAUAUUUUAUAUGUGGGUACCUUAAUUUAUUGAGAAACAAAAUGAAAACCUAUAAAAUACAAAUCAUGAUUUUUACAAGCUCCACUUAACAUAACGACCGCUAUGUAAUAAAAAAGUAAUGAAAUUUUUCGUCAUUUCAUUUUCUUAUUUACGCGCCAAAAUAUGGCGGGAACUUCGUUUAUUUUUUUAUUUUUAAGCAACGUUCUAUGGAUUUCGUGUAAAUUGAAUGGUGUUAAGGAUGACGUAAAUCCAUCCACAAGUUAUGUGUAUUGGCCAAAUGCGACUAUUCCAUUUUAUAUUAACCCGGAACAUUUUGAUUCCGAACAAACACAAUCUAUAUUGUCGUCUCUUUCCCUCUUUGCUUUCAAGACGUGUUUGAAAUUUAACCCAGUGAUGGCAGAACCAACUGAACACCAUGUUUUGGUGAUAGAAAACCCGAAUGGGAAAAGGCAAUGUGAUAUAAGUAGUGAAGCACAUUCUUUGGUGGAACCGCAUCGUAUCACCCUCGGCUACGAAUGUCUCAAACCACCACACAUAGACGCAAUUAUCAUGCGAUCUCUUGGCUUCCCUUUUGAACACAACCGGGCCAGCCGGGACGUGUUUAUAGAUGUACAGUUUGAGAAUAUUCAACCAGGGUACAUGGACCUAUUCACAAAAGACAAAAAGCUACCACCAGAGUUGAGAUCGCUAGCGUAUGAUGUAAACAGUGUUACACACUUCAGUGAGAGAGACUUUAGUAAGAAUGGACAUAAAACUAUUAUUUUUAAGGAUCGUAAUACAAAACAAAAUCGUAUCGGGCUAUCACCAACGGACAUUCGUAAAAUAGAAAUAGUAUACGGUGAAGAGUGUAGAAAACGCGAUCGUCAGGCAAAAAUAGAUUUAUGCAAGCAAUACCCAGGUGUAGUGCGUAAAAAGCGAGAUCUAGAAAAUGCUAGAAGCCUCAGAGUAAACCCAGAUAUAACACCGCCUCGAGAAAAUGUAACUAUCGUAUCUCAAAGUAUAAAAGAUUUGGGUAUAGUUAAUGAAUUGGAAAACAUCGUUCAAGACAUAUAUAAGUUGACUGCAUUGGCUCUUGAUAACGCUAGACGUAAAUAUUGUAAUGAAACGAAAGAAAUAUUACGAUCAGAUAAAAAAUCUGGUAUAGAUACCAAACCAGAUAUAUUUGGGAUUAUAGAACUGAUAACAGAAUACACUAAAAACAUAGUGGAUGAUGCUAUGGGGAAUUUGACGCAAUUCUGUGAAGAGUCAGAAUCAGUUGAUAGAUUCUUUAGAUCGAGAUGUGGGUGGUACGACAGUAAUAACAAUAGAUGUCCCCAAUAUUUUAAAUCUACGAAAUCUGGAAGGGUUAAAUAUUCAACUCAGCACAGACCGGUGUACCACCAAUCUACUAAACACAAAGGCAGAGCAGUUGUUUAUAAUUAUGAUCAUUCUGGUUUAAGAAAUGGGUCCGAAAUUAACGGCACAUAUAAUAAAAUUGGACAGAAAAGCAGUGCAACCGAUGCAAAUAGCACAGAUAUUAAAAAUAAUAGACAAAGGAGGAGUGUUGCUAGUGUAACCGAUGCAAAUAGCAGAGACAAUAAAAAUAAUAGACAAAGGAGGAGUGUUGCUAGUGUAACCGAGGCAACUACAGAUAAUAAAAAUGAUCGACAAAAGAGGAGUGUUGCCAGUGUAACCCAGGCAUCUUUAAUAGAUAAUAAAACUAAUAGACAUGAAAGAAGUGUUGCCAUUGAAACAGAUUAUGUAACAGAAGCAACUGUCAAUGCCACGGAUGAUGUAAAAGUACAGACUGAUAAUAAAAUACAGACGGCAAAUAAUUCAAAAGAUAUUUUGCGUAUGGCAACAACUGUUCAUGGUCAGAAGGGAAUUAAUUAUGCUCCAAUUAUGAGGAGAAACGCGAAAAAAUAUAGAAUGAGGACUACACGACAAGAAAUGAAAAGUCAUGAACAAAAUUUACCAAGAAAGAGGCAUAAAGCUAAAGUUUCUUAUGAAGAUCAUAACGGAAACAUGGAUGAUAUGCAAUCUGAAGAAGAGGAAAUUAGAAAUAGAGAAAGACCGCGAAAACAAAAAAUAAUAAAGGAAAGUGCUCUACCAAAGAUUGUUAAACUUUCAAAAGCGAAUAAGGAAUUUUAUAAAGAACGAAAAUGGCCUGACAGAAUAGUUAGAUAUAUUAUAGUAGAAGAUCCCAGGUACGAAACACAAGACAUGCGUGCUCGCUUGACGGAAGUCAGUGAUAUACUGAAGAACAAAACAUGUGUCCGCUUACAAGAGAUCACUGAAGAGCAAGCUGAGAGUGUAUCGGACUAUCUCGUUCUAGAUACAAGCCCGGAUUACGUGACUGGACGGGUGGGAGGGAGACAGAAUUUCGGAGUUAUCGAACUAUUUCGCGGCGGGCAACACAGACAGCACGCGGCCAUGAUGGUUAUGGCGAUGUUGGGAUUUUAUUUCGAGAUUUCCCGCCAUGAUCGAGAUAAAUACAUACGUGUGCAUAAUCGGCAUAUACGGCCAGACAAACUACACCACUUCGAGAAAAUACGCGAAGAUGCAACACUACCGUUACCGUACGACUAUUCUAGCGCGACUCACCCGGCUUGGCAGUUUUGGAGGAAACUGGGCAAAAAGGGCAUUUCUACCGUCGCUACUUAUAAGGAUUUGGACCCAGACGGCAGUACAAUGAAAAUGCUCGGCCAACACAGUGAACUACUCUCAAAAUAUGAUAUUGUAAAAAUUAACAGUGUGUACGGGAUUCGAUGUUUUAGGAGUCAAAGGAGAAUGAAGAUACGGGAAAAUGUUUAAAAUAAAUAAUUUAAUUAU
Colias croceus (clouded yellow) is the source of this 3272-nucleotide messenger RNA. RefSeq lists its product as uncharacterized. Gene Ontology annotation, molecular function: zinc ion binding; metalloendopeptidase activity. The coding region runs from base 624 to 3254 and encodes 876 amino acids. Gene Ontology annotation, biological process: proteolysis. The transcript has 12 exons. The record is from RefSeq and is a predicted model, not a curated record. Lineage: Eukaryota; Metazoa; Arthropoda; Insecta; Lepidoptera; Pieridae.